UUUUUGUACACACCAUUACCACUACUAUUAUUGCACAAAACCCUAGCUCUACUCAUCAUCAAACCAUGAGUUCUUUUGCAAGAAAACUUUGUUUCCUUCUCUUGAUUUUUCUUAUUACAUCUCAAUUUGUUCAAUCCCACAAAAAAUCACUAAAACAUCAAAAACCAUGCGAGAGGUUCAUUCUCUAUUACCACGACAUUCUUUUCGACGGAAAAGACGUAGCUAACUCAACGUCGGCAAGAAUUACAAACGCAACAAAACUCGGCGAUCAUGUAUUCGGAAUGAUGAUCGUUUUCGACGAUCCCGUAACGAAGGAUGAGAAUCUUCUUUCGCCACCAAUUGGACGAGCGCAAGGGUUUUACUUCUACGACAAGAAAUCGGAUUAUAAUGCAUGGAUGUCUUUUACUUUGGUGUUUAACUCAACGGAACAUCAAGGUACUUUAAAUAUUAUGGGAGCUGAUUUUAUGAAUGAGAAAACUAGGGAUCUUCCUGUUGUCGGAGGCACAGGAGAUUUCUUCAUGACUAGAGGAAUUGCUACAAUUCAGACUCAAGCUUCCGAGGGUGUUAAAUAUUUUCGGCUUAAGAUGGAUGUUAAGUUAUAUGAAUGCCAUUAUUAAUUUAUUAAUUACUAUUUCGAGUGUUUUGCAUUUGUUUUGGAUAUUUAUAGUGGUUUGGUUACUUAAUUAAACCGUGCUAGUUAUGUAAUUGAUGCAAUGCAAAUGCAUUGCAAUAUUGUUAUAUUGCUAUAUUGUCAUAAUCUCAUUAAGUAAUUUGAAAUAUUUUAAGUUUAAA
Messenger RNA from Mercurialis annua (annual mercury), 792 nucleotides. Its product is annotated as dirigent protein 5-like. The record is from RefSeq and is a predicted model, not a curated record. Bases 66 to 617 code for a protein of 183 amino acids. NCBI's taxonomy places the organism in Eukaryota, Viridiplantae, Streptophyta, Magnoliopsida, Malpighiales, Euphorbiaceae. The transcript has a single exon.